Messenger RNA from Poecilia latipinna (sailfin molly), 3028 nucleotides. It is a transcript of the gene olfml2ba, whose product is annotated as olfactomedin-like 2Ba. NCBI's taxonomy places the organism in Eukaryota, Metazoa, Chordata, Actinopteri, Cyprinodontiformes, Poeciliidae. The transcript is spliced from 8 exons. Gene Ontology annotation, biological process: signal transduction. Bases 232 to 2883 code for a protein of 883 amino acids. The record is from RefSeq and is a predicted model, not a curated record.
AACUUUCAUUCAUUCUGACUGUAAACGAUGACCUAGCAGGGGGAAUAAUCUUAAUCUGGAUGGCUGAUGGCGUUUGUUUCACACAAUUUAUUUUCAUCAAUAUAAUUAGGAUUUUUCUUUUUUUUCAUUCUUAGUAUAGUUUUUUUCUACUUCGAUCUGAGUUUCAUGCUGUGGCUUCUUUGUACACCUGCAUCUGCAUAGCUCUCUUUGGAGUUCUGGGACGCUCACAGCAUGUAUAGGUUAUGCGUUUUUGUCGCGGUGUGCUGCGCUUUUUCCUCUCAGAGCUCUGCUGCGCCUAAGUGCAGAAGUACAGUUCCAAAAGACUCUGAUCCGUCUCUGCUUAAGAGCAGUGCAGAGGACGAGCUGCAAGAAGAAAUGGAAGGUCAAGAGGACAUAAUAUCUAAGCUGCUGGGUGAUUAUGACAAAGUGAAAGCCCUCUCGGAAGGCGCUGACUGUCGGUGUAAAUGUGUUGUCAGACCCCUGAGCAGGAGCGCCUGUCGGCGGAUCGAAGAGGGAAGCGCCACCGUUCAGGACUUCUACACCGUGGAGACAAUCACAUCUGGACCGGAGUGCAAGUGCGCCUGCAUCGCGCCUCCGUCGGCGGUCAACCCCUGCGAUGCAGAGUUCAGGCUGAAAAAACUCAGGGAAGCCGGAAAAGAAAAUGUCAAGCUGUCCACCAUCCUUGAGCUGCUGGAGGGUUCCUUCUACGGGAUGGAUCUACUGAAGCUGCACUCUCUGACAAACAAGCUCCUGCAACGAGUGGAACACAUCGAGAAGGUGCAGGCAGUGUCUCUGAACCGCACUGUUGGCAAAGUGCAGCCUCAGGAGAGUCCUCUUUUGAAGAUGAAUGUAACUGAAAGGCCACCUACUCCUCUUCCUCAUCCUCAUCAGGACAGGAGGAGAGCCGGCGAUGUCGGUGAGGCAGCAACUUAUCGGUACCCACAGGAAAAACCUGAAGGGAAGUUUACUGGGGAACAUCCACCCAGCCUGCAGCCGGACGGCUCUGGUCAGACCACUGAGGUGAAAUCCCUCAACGCCAUGGAGGACUCCCAGGCAUCGAAGUCUGGAUCAAAUGGAAUGAUCAUCAGGGGGAUGACGUUUUAUAAAUCUGAGCCUGACCCUAUGGAGCCAGACCCCAUGGUGGCGGAUGACGGAGAGCCUGGGGAGAACUUAUUUGAAUAUCAUGAGUUCAGCGGAGAAGGCCCGGUCAACUUCUUCGUCGAAGAGAAUCUCCUUCUUCAUCGAGAGCCUCGGCCCAGGACCCGAACUUGGCUGAGGUCAUUCCGGCCGAAGACAACGGAUCCUGCGCACGAUGCCAAGAAAAUGAGCCCACCUGUAAAACUAAAGGAAACGAAGCCCAUCUCAGAGACUCAUAAUGAGAUUAUCAGUGACAGAGGGAGCAAGUCCUUGGAUGUGUCAGGAGAGGCAUCCACAGUGGGAAGCGUUACAGCGGGAGCAACCGGUGCAACACAACCUUUACAGAUCAAGACCACAGAAUCUCAAACGGAUCGGAGCGUCACACCUUGGACAAUUCCUGGUACGGUAGCCACAGGAGCUCCUUCAACUAUCAUUCCUGCAGAAACAACCAAUCAAAAUACAGUGAUCACAACCCAACCCUUUGUCAGGGAAGACAUUAAGGACAUUGGGCAACCUUCAACCGAAGGAUAUUAUCCCAUCACGGAGAUGGAAACCACCAGCUUUGAGUUCAAAGAUCAAACAAAGACGACUUCCGAUCUGAACGCUACAGCAGAGACUCAAACAACUGCCCCUCUACAAGCCUCAUCUAUUCCCCCUCCAUCUUCACCUCCUACUCAUCCUGCAUUAUAUCCCACCUCAACCCAGACUGAUGCUUCAACCCUGCAUGUGAAAACUCCUCCCCCUCAGACCUCAGAGUCCUUUCCACCUGGUGACAACGCUCCGCCCACCACCACAGCUGCACCCACCUUCCCCAAAGUCACCACUACUCCCAAACAGGCCGUCCCGAUCAAAAGGAAAUACAAAUUUAACUGGGAAGAAGAAGACGUGAUGGCGGAUGACCUCGAGGCACAUGAACCAGUGAAAAGCCAGAAGGAGUCAUCUUCAAGCAAAGCUGGGGAGUGUAAAGACACUUUGGCAAGUAUCGCUGAGCCAGUUACUCACAACAACUAUGGCAAACCCGAGGGAGCUUGGAUGAAGGACCCCAAGUCCAAUGAAGACAAAAUCUAUGUGACAAACUUCCAUUAUGGGAAUAAUCUCCUGGAGUUCCACAAUCUGGAGGUUUUCAAACAAGGCCGUUUCACCAACUCCUACAAGCUCCCCUAUAACUGGAUCGGCACAGGCCAUGUGGUCUACGGCGGGGCCUUCUACUACAACCGCGCCUUCUCCCGGGACAUCAUCAAGUACGACCUGCGACUUCGCUACGUGGCUGCCUGGACUAUGCUACACGAUGCCGUGUUUGAGGAGUCUUCGUCGCCAUGGGAAUGGCGCAGCCACUCGUACAUCGACUUUGCCGUGGACGAGAGCGGCCUGUGGAUCAUCUACCCGGCACUGGAUGACGAGGGCUUCUUACAGGAAGUGGUCAUCCUGAGUCGGCUGAACCCCACGGACCUCAGCAUGCAGAGCGAGACCACCUGGAGGACCGGGCUCAGGAGGAACAAUUUUGGGAAUUGCUUUGUCGUGUGUGGCGUCUUGUAUGCUGUGGACAGCUACAACAAAAGGGACGCCAACCUGGAGUAUGCCUUCGAUACGCACACAAACACUCAGAUGACUCCCAGAAUGCCCUUCAUCAACAACUACACGUACACCACACAGAUCGACUAUAACCCGAAGGAAGGCGUUUUGUACGCAUGGGACAAUAGGCACCAGGUCACAUACAACAUAAAGUUUGCUUAUGUAGAUCCUUAACAGUCCUUUGAUUUGUCAUUUCUGAAUGGACUGUAGAUCAGUCCACACUGGCUUCACAACUGAGCCAAAUGUACAUAUAUACUUAGUGUUUACAUUGUUCAUAUUAAAGUUUACAUUUUAUAAAAAUAAAAUAAGUUCGCCUUCA